Paramacrobiotus metropolitanus is the source of this 1769-nucleotide messenger RNA. RefSeq lists its product as uncharacterized. Gene Ontology annotation, molecular function: GTP binding. Lineage: Eukaryota; Metazoa; Tardigrada; Eutardigrada; Parachela; Macrobiotidae. Bases 110 to 1468 code for a protein of 452 amino acids. The record is from RefSeq and is a predicted model, not a curated record. The transcript has 2 exons.
AUGCAGUAAGAAAGCUUUUUCCGUGCUGGAAAUUAACUGCAUUUGUCAUUGCCAUUUUCGACAUUUUUAAAGAGUGUGUCAUCGAACUGCAGAAUUAUCAGACGGGAAAAUGUUUCGACCUCUGAUUAAAAAUAGUCUGACUGCACGCGCCAGCCGCCACAGCAACCGCCCAUGCUGCGUCCUCAUCGGUCAAACGGGAGCGGGAAAGACAACCUUGGCCAACCAACUGUGCAACACCAAACACAUUGCCGGUGCAUCCGCAGGAAGCGUCACGCAGCAGCUAUCGAAGAACGACGCCAGCGUCGGUCAGAACGCGUUCUCUCUCAUCGACACACCCGGUACGGAUAGCCAGACCGAUACGUACAAACAUGCCGUACUGCUGCGCGCCGGUCUGACCGCCACGGACCUGAAUACCAUCUUCAUCGUCCUGAAGUACGAGAACCGCUACAUUAAGAUGGUGGAUAAUUAUCUGCAGGUCGAGCAGCCGGUGGGUAAUUUCACCAGUAAGAUCGUCAUUCUGAUUUCCCACAUGGACGAGGCGAAAAAUCCACAGGGAGAGUUUCCGGAGAUCUGUACACUGCUGACGGAAGCCAGUCCGCAUAUUGCGAACGUUAUCUUCUUCUCGGAGAUGAGCGAUGCCGGGGCGAUUGCGGAUCUAAUGUACGCUUGUAUGUCGCACAUGGAACCGCAGCGCUUGCGGAUCACGGAUGAAGAAUUCCAUUUCAAUUUCAACCUGUACGCGGUACGACUGAGUAUGAGGAAAUCCUUUGAUCAGUACAAAACCCAGGUGCAAACGCUGUUUGCCGGCUACGCUAAACUCCGCGAGCGCACCCGAAGCGCUUCCGAUGAAGACAAGGACGAGCUGUUCCACGCCAUGAUUGUCCAGUUCAAGUACGAUCUCGAUGAUUUAUACCAGAAAUUUAUCAGUAAGCACGGUAAUGACAUGGUGGAGCUGGAGCACUACGCCUUGUGUAUUGAAAUGCAGCGGGAGAAUGUGAAGAACUGCGACCGCUUCGUCAACUCCGUCACCCCGCUGAUGACGUACAAUCUGUUCGAUACCACGGAUCCACGGAAUCUGAUCAAGGCGUGCCCGCAUUGUGGGCUGGUGUGGUGGAAGACGGAAGGCUGUGAUGGGGCCACCACCUGCGGGAAUCGCGUGAGUACGCUGUUUGACAUGCGGUCCCGUGCCUUGUUCCGGUACGUGUUGAAAUGGGUGAACGGCGAGCUGGUCCAUACGAAGAAUCCGGUGGCUAAGUCCGCACCGGUUAGCGCCACACCUUCUGCCAGGGGAGUGGGAUGCGGCAAGGCCAUUGUGUGGAACGAGAUACCGAAGCUCGAUGAUGAAAUCCUGUUCAAGAUCUUUGAGGUGAAAACCAUGGAAGAAGUUAAAAACAUCAUGAAGAGCGGCGGAUACCAGAGAGCCCGCGCGAAAUAUGUGGCUACCAUCGACGUUACCUUUCAUUCUUAGAGCAGUUGCUCCUCUCUCCGUAGGUCCGCAACAAUACUAAUACCGCAAUUUUAUCUUCAAAUUGGUCACAAUAACUGGUUUAUCGUGCUUAUUGUUGGUAGAAUAAUACCAGGUACUUGAACAACUUAAAAGAGACUAACACUAGCCAGUACUUCACUAACCAAAAGUAAUAUCAGUGCAAUCUGACCUUCAACAUGUUUGAGAAGUUGGAAGAAAUACUUUCUGUGCUGUGUAGUUUAUACACUUCUAAUUGUAAAUUUGUAAUGUGGUUUUCCUUAUGGAUCAGUAAGAAAUAAACAUU